Molecule: messenger RNA, 1247 nt
Organism: Drosophila miranda
Lineage: Eukaryota; Metazoa; Arthropoda; Insecta; Diptera; Drosophilidae
Product: potential E3 ubiquitin-protein ligase ariadne-1-like
Exons: 2
Coding region: 764-1210 (148 amino acids)
Biological process (GO): ubiquitin-dependent protein catabolic process
Cellular component (GO): endoplasmic reticulum
Molecular function (GO): ubiquitin-like protein conjugating enzyme binding; ubiquitin protein ligase activity; metal ion binding
Source: RefSeq, a predicted model, not a curated record
CGCUCUUGGUGGUAUUACCAUAUUCGGAAGAAUUGUUCUGAAUUUGUUUCUUAAAUAUAUCUCGGCAAUUUUGAGUACCAAUUUCAUUCGUCAAAAUAUGCUCAAAGAUAUUCAAUAAAAUUUAUACCAUAUCCAACUCGAAAGUGGAAUAUUUUUGAGGACCCUGUUUCAGCCCACUGUGCGUUGUUUUGUCUGUGUCCCUCCCUCAUUCACUCUGCCCUUCCCCAACCUGGGCGGAUGUUGCCUUUUGUGUGCCAACAAUAUUGUCAAACUUCAUGUGUGUGCCUCUGUCUUUGUCUGUGCGUGGGCUCCCCUAACCCCACGCACCCACCCAUCCCUUGCAGAUGGUUUAACAGUACCGAUUUAAGGACUAACUCCAGCAGCAUCGUCAGCGCCGGCAUUGCCAAAUGCAAUGAGGAAAUAAUAAAUACAACAUUUUGAGGAAAUUGAAUUGUACGAGUAUGUGCUUAUACCCAUCGCUGUCUCUGCUGGAGUGUGUAUCUCAUUGGAGUCCAUUCGAUUGGGUAAUUGUACAGUCGACAAAAGUUGGAAUAGGGUUUUCUUUUGGAUUAAAGGUGCACAAGUUGGACGAGAUUGUAUGGCAAGCCCAACACAAAAAUAAUCACAGAUCAUUCACUCAAUCAGAUUGUUGUCACACAUUCGAAUAGUAAGAAUAUUUCCAAAAAUAUAACUUUAUACAGGAAACAAUUUCUACAAAAAGUUACGUCUAAAAAGAAGCGGAAAAAAGGCCCUUAACAAUCGAAUGGCCGAAUAUAAACAGAAGAAGAUGUCCCUCAAGCCCGAUGAAAAAUGCUCGAUUUGCAAGCUUGUCAAGACUGAUCCAGUGUCCGCUCACUGCGGCCACUCGUUCUGCUGGGUGUGCAUCAACGAGUAUUUGCUGGCCACUCGCUCCAAACACAAGCGCCGCUGUCCAGUGUGUGCCGUCGACAUGGAGGCUCAUGUUGCCGGUUACGGAGAAAAACUGAAGACGGAUGAUCGUGUGCUCCGUAAUUAUACCAUGGAGGAUGACAUCAAUGGCGACUGUUUCAUUUGCGUGCUUCCCAAGAAGGAUCCGGUGGACACACUUUGCGGACACUCCUUUUGCUUGGAGUGCCUCAAGGAGUACUUGUUCUUCAACAAACACACCAAGAUACGUCGCUGCCCCAAGUGCCACGUCAGUAUUGAAUCUGAUUUUGCCAUUAAGAAAUGAUGGCUCAUAGAUAAAUAAAUGUGAAUGCUGGGCCAAA